CCCGCUGGGGGUAUGUGCCCGGGAUGAGCCUGCUGCGAAGGGGAUGCCAGAUCCCGAUCCGAGCGGGAUGGAUGGGUGACAGCUAGGAGCGAGCAAGCGUGGUACAGGGGGAGUAAGCGGAGAAUGGUCGGGGUCACAAGCCAGGAUCAGCAGGUAGCGGGCAGCGCGGUACAGGGGGUCAGGCAGGAGGAUGGUCAGGGACGAGCCGGGGUCAGAGCAGGAGAGGGUCAGCAUAAGUCAGAACAGGCAGAGUUUGGCAACUAGGAAGCGUACUUACAGAAUCAGGA
Molecule: messenger RNA, 287 nt
Organism: Staurois parvus
Lineage: Eukaryota; Metazoa; Chordata; Amphibia; Anura; Ranidae
Source: the annotation of a GenBank genome assembly